Messenger RNA from Saccharomycopsis crataegensis, 1149 nucleotides. RefSeq lists its product as uncharacterized. The coding region runs from base 1 to 1149 and encodes 382 amino acids. The record is from RefSeq and is a predicted model, not a curated record. The transcript has a single exon. NCBI's taxonomy places the organism in Eukaryota, Fungi, Ascomycota, Saccharomycetes, Ascoideales, Saccharomycopsidaceae.
AUGAUGGAUCAUGGAAAGAUUCGUCUGAUGAGUAGUUGCAUCUUGGGUGCGUUUUCCCAUGUCGAUGAGGAAGAUGAGGACUUAGAUGAUUUUUGGGAGUUUGAAAAACCUGAAAAUAACUAUGGUUUCCCGGAUUUAUCAUUUUUAGAUCAUUAUAGUCGCAAAGAAAAACUCAAAUUCGUCGAUGAGCUAUCAAAGAGAUUUCAAAGACAAACAGAAAAGCAGUUGGUAGAUCUAGUUGGGGCAUAUUUCAAAACGAAACCAACUAAAAAUGUUGGAGAUAUCCAUCGACAGAUUGAGAUCUACUCCAAGCAACAACCGGAAAAAUUCAAACACCGUGUAUUUGGUGAGUUUCUGAAGAGCCAACUCAAUGAUCUUUUCAUUCAAUAUGAUUCACGAGAGUUCAAUGAAAGUUUCGAAAUCAAGAACAACGAUCUCUACGGACAAUUCAUAAGUUUCAAGUACUCGGCCAUCUGUUUUAAAAAGUUCAAACUGUUAAAGUACACCACCAAAGAUCUUUGGAAUAACUCUAAAUCCAAGACGUCUAAUGCACUUUUCCGAGAAUUGAAUUUAUUGGAAGGUUACGCUUGCCGGUAUAAGAUCGAUGGCGGCAUUGGCGAUAUGGAUUUUGACAGCCAGUACGCCGAGGCACUUCAGUUGGAAGUGCGAGAAUUAGCAGACCUUCUUGAUAUCAUCCAUAAAAUCGCCGACGAGUUGAAUUACUCGAUUUGUGACGAUGCCUAUCUCCGAAGCAAAGAUAAUGUUAAUGGAAUAGUGUUACCUAAACGAGAAUGGGCAGAAACCCCGUUCUUUGUACGUGAUAGAGUAGUGGCAAUCGUGAAACGAUGUUUAUGGACCGCUUUCGGGUUCAGCUCCAAAGUAGUCGAGGCAUUAGUCAACAAGACUUUGGUAUUAUCCCACCACUACGGAUCAAAGAUGUCGCGUAAACAUCAUUACCGUAGGAAAAUUAUUACCCCUAGCAAAGAACAAACCUCGUCAACGGUUCUUAAACAACGUCGCUACCGCCGUCAAGAUACAAAAUGUUAUUUGAAAUCAGCAAUCUAUAAAAACUAUAAAAAUAACAAGAAUGAUAGUUAUGCAAAUAAAUUGAAAAAUGUGGAUACUAUUAUGACCAAUCUUGGAAAGUGA